CCCUCACACACCAAAUACAGUUGCGACGAUAUUACACGUUUCUGUUCAUUCGAACAAAAUAUAGAGUAUUUUCAAAUCCUUUUCAAACAGCAUGAUUGCUUGUGAACGUUAUAUAAUUGAUUUACUUAAGAAGUUUGGUUUUAAUUUUUAAGUAAAUAGCAGUCAAAACAUAUUCUUAAGUUGUUGUUUUUUUAUUCUGUAUUGAUGGCUUUGUUUUAAUAUUGUGUUUUUGUUAUUGGUUUUUUUUUCUCAUUGUUUCACGUAUGGAUAAAAUGCGUAUUGUAGAUUUUUUCCCAUGUGUUUGGGAACGGUAUUAUACUCCUUAUUUUGUAGUCGAUCAAUCUAUAAGUGGAGACCAGUGCAUUCUCUUUCAUUCAAAUGGUCUGCAGUCAUUCCAGAAAAAAGAAAAGGAUAUGUGUCACUACAAUAGCUCCUUCUCACCCAUUAUUCACUAAGGAAAAGGAAAUAGACUCUGUAGAUUUCCAAAGUCGUUUGAACAACCAAGUUUCUGGUCGCUGGAAAAAAGGAGGACAAGUUAUGAAGCCAGAAUCUCCGCUCUGUGUAAUUAAGUGCAAAGAUGGGACAGGAUUUACAAUUUACAGCCGUGUUCAUGGAACUCUAAUUGAAAUUAACAAAUCACUGAUGGACAAUCCUUCACUUUUGGUGAAAAAGCCAUGGUCAGAUGGAUACAUUGCAGUUAUUCUUCCUCCAUUACAUAAGUCUGAAAACCAAAAGAAGAACUUGUUAUCAUUAGAAAGUUACCAGAAACUGGAAAGGGUGAAAAGAUCCUCUACUACUUAAACCAUUUAUGCCAAUUUAACAUUAUUGUAUGUUUGUAAAAUUAUAAAAUAAACCAAUUUUUUUCCAAUUAA
Molecule: messenger RNA, 872 nt
Organism: Limulus polyphemus (Atlantic horseshoe crab)
Lineage: Eukaryota; Metazoa; Arthropoda; Merostomata; Xiphosura; Limulidae
Product: protein Simiate-like
Exons: 6
Coding region: 379-801 (140 amino acids)
Cellular component (GO): nucleus
Source: RefSeq, a predicted model, not a curated record